CACGAAUAUCUAUAUACAUUAUACACACGACAGUAUCAUAGGCGAAUCAGAAUCAAGCGGGAAAAAUUUGUUUACAAAUGGCGCUGAUUUUGACGGCGCGCUUCAACCUCACUUCACCUUCGCACCCCGAUUACGUCGGUAAAUUGACGCGUAUAUUCAUUGUAUAGCAACAAAAAAAAUAUGGAGAGUGCAAAAGAGAUUGAACUUCAAAAAACUGCGAACAAAUUAACCGACGAUAUACAGAGCAUGACAAACUACAAAAAUUUAUAUAACGAAAUUCAGAGACUUGUUGCCUCCAGAGCCGUGCGAAAAGAGGACUUUAAGAACACGCUUGUAGAUGCAUUGAAGAGCAAUGGACUGGAAACGGAGCUUCGAAAUACAGUAUUUCAUUGGGCAAGAACACACGGACCUUUGCAACGAGAGCCAGAGCCCCUUAUGCCAAUGCUGGAAGCGGAUCUCAGCUACCUGAAGAGAGCACAAAUACAAUGGGAGCGUAGAAUUCAAAAGUCUUUAAACUCCAUGUGCAAUGAAUUGAAUGUUCCCCUCGCUCGAAUCAGAUUGAACAUGGACAAAGACGAGUUGGCUGAGAAAUGGGAUGAAUUGAGCACGUACGAUAUUGAUUUAUCACAGUACAGGCCACUAUAUGCACCGAAAGAUUUCUUGGAAGUUUUGUUUAUGGUUCGUGAUCCAACGUUUAAAAAACAACCAGGGGAACCUAACUGGGAAUUCAGUCAUAUACAGAUUCGCGUAAAAACUCUGUCUCAAUUGAGAGCCAUGUAUCCAGAGCUUUCGCACGGUGUUCCGCUGCUCGGAGUUAAUCCACACAUGACGGCUAUGGGAAACUAUCCUAAUCUAGAAGCUGAAAGAACGGCACUAGGCGAAAGAGUUCUUGCAUCUAAUCAUGCCCCAAUUGCUCAAGAAUUUCUUAAAAGAGGAGCACCACGAGCUAUUCGUGGAAAGCUGUGGUCCCUUGUGCUUGGCUCCAUAGUCAAAGAAAAUGAUGAGGAUUACUAUGAGGAACUCAAGUCGUUGGUAUUGCAGUACGACAUAAUGGUUGAUAAAUUGAUAAUUAAGGAUGUUCAAUUAACGGCAAGCAACGACGACCAGUAUUUUGUCUUCGAAGAUGUUCUGUACAAGACAAUGCUAUGCUUUUCAAGAGACUCCGAAGUUCUAGCACCGGUUACAACAGACCGAAGUGCUGGCGGCCAAGUGAUACAUGCGGUCCUCCAAGGAAAACCAGCGACACUUGAAAAUACUCUAGUAUUUCCUCCCAGCGGAGUUAUACCCUUUCACGGGUUUACAAUGUAUGCGACUCCUUUCUGCUACCUGUAUGAUAAUCCAUGCGCAAUGUAUUACACCUUCAGAGCAUUUUAUCUCCGCUACUGGUUUAGACUGCACACUGUUUCCAGUCACGAACAGGGAAUAGUGGCACUCUGUCUACUUUUUGAAAGGUUGCUUCAGUGCCACGAGCCGCAAUUGUGGGCACAUUUUAGGAACAUUCAUAUACAGCCAAUCAAAGUAGUCUUCAAAUGGUUAAUGAGAGGAUUCAGCGGACAUUUACCACCCGAGCAACUUCUCUACUUGUGGGACUUAAUCCUUGGGUAUGACUCUUUGGAAAUUGUGGCUCUGCUUGCCGUUACGAUACUGAGUUUUAGGAAAGAAAAUUUAAUGCAAGUCAACACGCUCAUUAAUAUUGAGGCAGUUCUGGCCGACCUGUCUUCCUUGAAAGUGAUGCCCCUCCUGCAGUUGGUUCUUUUAAAGGAAUGAAGAUACUCUUCUGAUAUACACAUAGUUUAAAUCUACGCGAUCCUUUUCAUCUCUACUUUUUAUCUACCUGUACUAAUUCGUAAACAAUGAAC
Molecule: messenger RNA, 1859 nt
Organism: Diprion similis
Lineage: Eukaryota; Metazoa; Arthropoda; Insecta; Hymenoptera; Diprionidae
Product: TBC1 domain family member 19
Exons: 11
Coding region: 181-1767 (528 amino acids)
Source: RefSeq, a predicted model, not a curated record